UCUAGUAAUACGUACCAAGAACGAAAAAACGCGUAUUAAGAAAAUCGCACUUCAAACUUAGAAAAUUUUCACUAAAAUGGAAAAGAAAUUUGUAAUUCGGAAUUCCCCUGCGACCGAUGCCUUCGAACAUCCUCAAACACGAAAUAUUUACAACAUGUGCGCCAUCGUCUUCCUGGGUCUUUCUCUCUACACCCUAGGAAACGAAUACUUGACAACCGGAAGAGUAACUUUUGGCUUUGAAGUAAUAAAAACAUGUUUCGUCCACUUGGAUAAAGCCAUCUUCAUUUGGUCGUGUUGCUUUGCGUCAGUCUGUGCACUGUUCUUCGUUUUUAAAGUGUGGUUGAGUCUUAGGACGUAUGCAAGAGGGAUGGCCAUAGUUUACGAUCGGUUAGGAUUGGCAUGUUUAGUUUUGUACUAUUUUUACAGCUUCAAGUUAGCCACUGACGCAGUCCGCUAUUUCAGCUUCAAUUUCUCUUGCAUACUUAUCGUCACCCUCGAACAGACCCGGUUUUUAAUGAAAGUCCAUGCGUUCGUGCGAAGCAAAGCUUCCGAAGAACUUCCUCGUCUCUCUUUCUCUAACUAUCUAUACUUUCUUUUUGCUCCUACUCUCAUCUACAGAGACGCCUACCCUCGAACCAAGACCAUCAACUGGAACUUUGUCACUCAGUCUUUCCUCGAAUGGGUUGCUGGUUUUUUCGCAUUUGUUUUCUGUGCCAUGAACUGUUUCCCAACUUCGGAAAGAUGGGCACAAAAAUUUACCGUAAACGAGGUGUUACUCUUGAUUCUAGAGAAAACGGGAUAUGCACUGAUAAUACUUACGGGUAUAUUCGUCACGUUGUGGCAUUCAUUUCAUAAUUUCUGGGCCGAAAUUUUACAAUUCGGGGACCGUUUGUUCUAUUCAGAUUGGUGGAACGAACACACUUAUAACGGUUGGUUGGUGAAAUGGAACAAGGUCGUGCAGGAUUGGUUGUAUUAUUACGUUUACCUUGAGUUCAGGAAACAUAUUUGUGACAAUGUUUUACUAGCAAAAUUGACGGUGUUCUUGUUGUCUUUUGUUGUGCACGAAUGGGUUGUAUUUUGUUGCACUGGUGGACUUGUUCCUGUAACAUUUUUUGUGUUUGUGGUUGUAGGACUUCCUUUGACAUUCUUUGAAAUUCCUAAAAACAUGUUUACUGUUGUUAUUUUCUGGUGUUCAUUUAUUCUGGCUUUCUUUAGCGCGUUUACAGUUUUUAGCCUGGAGUGGUACGCCCGAUCACAAAGUCCCGUAACAAAUCCAACGUUUUGGGAUUUUGUUGUUCCUAGGUUUUUAACGUGUGACUGUGUAUUAAAAAUCUAGAUACUUUUUGGUAGUCGACGGAACUGUAGUACUUGAUGCAGUUUCCAUUACUGGCACUGUAUAUGUA
This is a messenger RNA of Zophobas morio, 1403 nucleotides long. Its product is annotated as sterol O-acyltransferase 1-like. The transcript is spliced from 4 exons. The record is from RefSeq and is a predicted model, not a curated record. Gene Ontology annotation, cellular component: endoplasmic reticulum membrane. Lineage: Eukaryota; Metazoa; Arthropoda; Insecta; Coleoptera; Tenebrionidae. Gene Ontology annotation, biological process: cholesterol metabolic process. Bases 77 to 1336 code for a protein of 419 amino acids.